Symbiodinium pilosum is the source of this 1767-nucleotide messenger RNA. NCBI's taxonomy places the organism in Eukaryota, Dinophyceae, Suessiales, Symbiodiniaceae. The record is from the annotation of a GenBank genome assembly.
AUGCUGCUUCCUGUCCAGGCCGGCAGAGAAAAGAAGCCAGAAGACUAUGGAGUAGAUACCUUGAAAAUCACAGAUGACGAUGCAGCCUUCAUCCUUGGUAAGGGUGGGAAGACCAAGGAAAAGAUCGCUCGCGUCUCGGGCGCUGACAUCGAACUCUUCGAGCGAGAUCUGAUUCUGGAGAUCCGGGGCUCGAAGGUUCAGCGCCGCCGAGCGAAGAAGUACUGUGAGGGAGUCAUGGCGCAGAGAACUGGGCCUGUGAACAUCACCGAAGAGUAUAAUGAUGACGACUUGACCAUGCUCUUGGUCCCGCAAGAGACGGUUGGCUUCGUGACUGGCCGGGCGGGCAACUUCCUUCGCACGAUUGAAGAGGAGUGGGGAACCCUCAUGUUCUUCUGCGAAGUGGGCUCUGGCCGCAGGGACAAGGACUACGAGAAGCUGGCCAUCUUCGGCGACAUCCGUGGCCGCCGCGGGGCAGAGCUGAAGGUUUUAAGUGCCAUCGAGACAAAGAGCCCAGGCUACCUCAGCAAGAUCAAGCAUGAGGUGAUAGACCGUGACAAGGGCAAAGAUCCGGAAGGUACGUGGUCAACAGACACCAUGACGUUCCAGGACGAUGAGUUGUCCUAUGCGUUGGGCAAGCAGGGUGGCACGCGCAAGAAGCUUGAGCGUGCAUCAGGAUGCAUCGUGCAGUACGUUGGCCACACCUGCCUCUUUUCCGGAACGCGUGCUGAGCGUCGCCGAGCAAAAGACUACAUGAAGUGGCUCUUUGCCCAGCUCGAAGGCCCUGUGUAUGUGGAUGGUUGGGAGGAUCGCGACGACUGCUGUGUCGUUCACGUUCCUUCAGACUGCAUCGGUUACAUUACUGGUAGCCGACGUGCCACUCUGGGCCGGAUGGAAGAAGAGUGGGGCACCUUGAUGUUCUUCAUGACGAAGGACGGAGACAAGGGCGGACGUGCCGGGCAGGCGGAGAAGCUCAUCAUCUGCGGCAAUGAGCGAGGUCGACGAGGUGCUGAGCUGAAGUGCAUGAAUGAAAUUGAGAAGAAGGCACCUGGCCAUUUCUCCAGGGGUCUCAGGGAAAAGUUCUCCGACAGCAGAGGAUUUGACACAGAUCGCAUGGCCAUCAAAGAGGAUGAGCUAAGCUAUGUGAUCGGAAAAGAAGCUGCCACGCAGAAGAAGAUUGAAAAGGCUGCUGGCUGUAUUCUACAGUUUGUGGGUCGCUACGCGUUCAUGGCCGGCAUUGGCAAGGAACGCCGCCGCUGCAAGGAAUACAUUGGCUGGCUGCUACAACAGCUCAAAGGUGCCGUGACCAUCCCCGAUGUGACAGACAGGGAUGACUGCACGGAGAUGCAUAUCCCUGCAAACUGCAAGGGCUGGGUCACUGGAAACCGUGGUUCCGAGCUACGCCGCAUGGAGCACGAGACAUCCACCUACAUGUUUAUGGCUUUGGAUGGCCGUGGCGAUGAGCGGCUCUGCAUCUUCAGCCAUGAAGCAGGAUCCAAAGUCAGCAAUACCGGUCGAAUGGCAGCAGAACGGCUCGUGAACGAGUUGGUUCAGGAAAAGCUCCGCGGAGACGAGGACCGGCGCGGCCGCUCCGACUCCCGAGGGAGGAGUCCGCCACGGCGUUCUGACUCCCGUCGGCGCUCGCCGUCGCGGUCUCGAAAUCGAUCACCGCCCCGCAGAUCGCCCUCCUACAGGGGAGGAGGAGGAGGCGGAGGCGGACGUGGCCGUGACUCGCGACCUCGAGCUCGUAAUGACUCCAGGCGUCGAUGA